Molecule: messenger RNA, 1365 nt
Organism: Rana temporaria (common frog)
Lineage: Eukaryota; Metazoa; Chordata; Amphibia; Anura; Ranidae
Gene: TAF7
Product: TATA-box binding protein associated factor 7
Exons: 13
Coding region: 99-1142 (347 amino acids)
Biological process (GO): RNA polymerase II preinitiation complex assembly; transcription initiation at RNA polymerase II promoter
Cellular component (GO): transcription factor TFIID complex
Molecular function (GO): RNA polymerase II general transcription initiation factor activity
Source: RefSeq, a predicted model, not a curated record
GGCGCUGAACUCUCGCGUGUUUUUGCUGACCAGCGUUUUGUGUACAUUCGAGGGAACCGACCGAGGAACGAGCGGUCCAAGUCACCGGGGGAAUCCAAAUGACGUCUACAAAACAGAAGACGUCGCGGAAUAAGGACGACGCCCCCCAUGAACUAGAAAGUCAGAGCAUUCUGAGGCUUCCACCGGAAUACGCGUCUACGGUGAGGCGGAUGGUCCAGUCCGGAAAUGUCAGCACAAAAGACCGACUUUCCAUCGAGUUACAUCCGGACGGACGUCAUGGGAUUGUGCGGGUGGACCGGGUUCCCCUCGCGGCAAAGUUGGUGGACAUCCCGUGUGUGACGGAGUGUUUGAAAACAAUCGACAAGAAGACUUUCUACAAAACCGCAGACAUCUGUCAGAUGCUGGUUUGCACCUUGGAUGGGGAUCUCUAUCCCCCCCUGGAGGAGCCGACGGGAACAAGCGAUCCGAAGAGCAACAAGAAGAAGGACCGGGACCGAGAGAAGAAGUUCAUAUGGAAUCACGGAAUAACCUUACCGCUGAAGAAUGUGCGCAAGAGACGCUUCAGGAAAACCGCCAAGAAGAAGACUCAGUACAUCGAAUCCCCGGAUGUGGAGAAGGAAGUGAAGCGCCUCCUGAGCACGGAUGCGGAAGCGGUCAGUGUUCGGUGGGAGGUGAUCGCCGAGGACGAGUCCAAGGAAGGAGAAAACCUCACCGGAUUGGACAGUUCUCCCGUGUCCUCCGGAAUAAAACAAGGGCGUAGGUCUUCAAUGGGAAGGGAUGAACUGCGUGAAAUAUUCAACGACCUGAGCAGCAGCAGCGACGGCGAGGAAGAACGGCAAGAAGAGGAAGACUUGAACAUCAUGGAAACCGAAGACGACCAAAGAAAGGGUCAAGGCGGCCAGGAAGGCGGCACCAACCAGAUAGUGCUGGAAUUGCAGAAACAAGCUGAAAACCUACAAAAGAAAUUGCGAGAAACGCAGGAGAGAAGGAAACGCCAAGAAGAGCUUAUAAUGAAGGUGGAAAACCUGGCUCUGAAGACACGUCUGCAAGCUGUGCUGGAUGAAUUCAGACAGCAGGAGGAACGGGAGAAGCAACAGGUGACGUCUUUGGAGGAGCAACUUGAGGCCCUGAUAGAGAAGUAACAAUGCAACCUGUACCUGUCUGCAGCCGCCGCCGCAUUGUAUUCACUUUUUUGCGAUGGACUUGAACUGGUAAUGAGGAUUUUUUUGCUGUACCGUAUUUCAUAUUAUUCCCGAGAUGAAACCUCUACAAAGAUUACAAGAGCAGAUCUGUGGACUGUAUGAAUGUAAUAUAGACGGGGAAUUACUGAAGUGAUAAAAUACGCGCCGAUUUUAUCCGUUUUGG